AUGGAAAAAGGAUUUCUUGAUAGCGUGGAGGAUAAUGCGGCUGUCCGAGUGUGGUCCGAGAGAACACAACAAGAGAAAGGAGAUAGUUUGACCGAGGGAUAUGAAUCGGAGCUGUGGGAUUUCAUUCGAAUCCGUGUGGACAAGUACUUGUUCCGGGCCCUCGCACAGUUUUGGAACCCCGCUUAUAGUUGCUUUACCUUCGGAGGAGUCGAUUUAGUACCUACCGUGGAUGAAUACAUGGCGUUACUUAAUUGCCCGAAGAUUCAGGCCAAUAGGGCCUAUUCAAGACCUGUCAACGUCCCUCCCUUUUUAAAGAAAUUGAUGAAUAUCACGGGGAUUAGCGAGCAAUGGGUUGCAGCCCGCAUCAAGCAAAAAGGGGAUAGUAAGUGUAUUCUUUGGAGGAAUUUGAGGGAUUUGAUCCUUGCACACCCGAAUUUGAAGAAAAGGGUUAACGUUUUUGCCUUAAGCCUCUACAGUUUGAUCAUCUUUCCUAAGGCACUCGGACACAUAGAUGAAGCCGUCUCAGAUUUAUUCGAUCGACUUGAUAAAGGUACCACACUCGUCUCGGAUUAUUCUCCAUUAAGAGAAUUAGUGGCCACAUCGAGGCGAGACGACAUCUCAGAAGAUAAAUGGAUAACUAUUCUCCAGAAUUUGAGAGCCGAAGAUGUUGAAUGGAGGGCUCCGUGGUUGAUCCCUGACAAGAUCUUAUAUAGGUGCGGUGAUUUUGACUGGGUCCUUCUGGCUGGAAUAUGGGGAGCCGUUGGAUACGCUCCACUGCUUGUGUUAAGGCAGUAUCGAUCAAGGUAG
Gossypium arboreum is the source of this 807-nucleotide messenger RNA. RefSeq lists its product as uncharacterized. NCBI's taxonomy places the organism in Eukaryota, Viridiplantae, Streptophyta, Magnoliopsida, Malvales, Malvaceae. The record is from RefSeq and is a predicted model, not a curated record. The coding region runs from base 1 to 807 and encodes 268 amino acids. The transcript is spliced from 3 exons.